Messenger RNA from Trichoplax adhaerens, 585 nucleotides. RefSeq lists its product as uncharacterized. The coding region runs from base 1 to 585 and encodes 194 amino acids. Gene Ontology annotation, cellular component: centriole; centrosome. The record is from RefSeq and is a predicted model, not a curated record. Gene Ontology annotation, molecular function: calcium ion binding. NCBI's taxonomy places the organism in Eukaryota, Metazoa, Placozoa, Uniplacotomia, Trichoplacea, Trichoplacidae. The transcript has 8 exons. Gene Ontology annotation, biological process: mitotic cell cycle; centriole replication.
AUGUCUAUUAUUAGCAAUAAAAGAAGUCUGGAAAUAGAAUCUAUCAAAGUUGAUAACCAUAAAGGUAAAUGGAGCCAAGAGAUGUUUUUAAAGCAGUUAGAGACAAUAACAGCUUCAAAACUUUCAAACCAUGUUGUUAGUCGUUUAAGCUACCAAGAAAUUAUAGACCUCAAAUUAGUUUUUGACGCAUUUGAUAUCGAUGAAGAUAGAUCAUUGGAAUGUCAUGAAAUGCAACGAGCAUUAAGAGUGCUAGGCUACAGGUUAAAAUUAGACGCUGUUCAGGUGGCGAAAUGUUCCGCUAGUCAAUUUUCAUUCAAUGACUUUCUGGAGUUCAUUAGUGAUCAAGGCGUUAAUGAUAGAGGAACUUUCGAUGAAAUUUCUCAGGCAUUCGACUUAUUUGACUAUGAUAAAAGUGGAAAAAUAACUUUAGAUAAUCUAAAGCGAGCUGAAAGAGAAUGUGGAAUGAAAUUAUCUGAUCACGAAUUACAGAAUAUGAUUGAUGUAGCUGACUGCGAUGGAGAUGGUCAGAUUAGUAAAGACGAAUUUAUGAUAAUCAUGCAGAAAACUUGCAUGUUUUCAAACUAG